Messenger RNA from Raphanus sativus (radish), 718 nucleotides. RefSeq lists its product as uncharacterized. NCBI's taxonomy places the organism in Eukaryota, Viridiplantae, Streptophyta, Magnoliopsida, Brassicales, Brassicaceae. Gene Ontology annotation, molecular function: structural constituent of ribosome; RNA binding. The coding region runs from base 18 to 497 and encodes 159 amino acids. The record is from RefSeq and is a predicted model, not a curated record. The transcript has 6 exons. Gene Ontology annotation, biological process: translation. Gene Ontology annotation, cellular component: ribosome; mitochondrion.
UCACAGGAUACUUCGCCAUGGGUUGGAAAGCUGCUGAGAAACUCAUCAGACACUGGAAGAUACUUCGUGGGGAUAAUGUAAUGAUAAUCCGUGGGAAAGAUAAGGGUGAGACUGGAACCAUCAAGCGUGUCAUCAGAUCCCAGAAUCGCGUCAUUGUUGAAGGAAAGAAUCUGAUCAAGAAGCAUAUAAAGGGAGGCCCUGAUCAUGAAGGUGGGAUUUUCACGGUAGAGGCUCCUCUUCACGCCUCAAAUGUCCAAGUUGUUGAUCCAGUCACUGGGAGGCCUUGUAAGGUUGGUGUGAAGUAUUUAGAGGAUGGUACAAAAGUAAGAGUUGCCAGAGGCACAGGCACAUCUGGUUCCAUAAUUCCUCGUCCAGAGAUUCUGAAGAUUAGGACUACACCAAGACCCACUACCGCUGGACCUAAGGACACACCAAUGGAGUUUGUUUGGGAGCAGACAUAUGAUGCGAAAACAGGAAAGGGCAUGCCUGAUCUUUGAGUCACUCACCUUUACAGCUUCUUUCCAAAAAAGUUGUUGUUGCUCCCAAAAGAUUAUCCUAUGUUCCCACCCAUUACAGUUAGUUCAGGGUCAAAAUCUGUGAGAUGGGGUUUUUGUCGAAGAAGGAUCCUCUGACGAAAUGAAGUUUCAUUCUUGUUUCAUUACUCUUGUGAACUUUUCUAGUUGCCAAAUAAAACCAUUGGGAGGAAGAUUCACCAGUA